Mesitornis unicolor (brown roatelo) is the source of this 2106-nucleotide messenger RNA. It is a transcript of the gene NKRF, whose product is annotated as NFKB repressing factor. NCBI's taxonomy places the organism in Eukaryota, Metazoa, Chordata, Aves, Mesitornithiformes, Mesitornithidae. The record is from RefSeq and is a predicted model, not a curated record. Bases 13 to 2106 code for a protein of 697 amino acids. Gene Ontology annotation, molecular function: nucleic acid binding. The transcript has 2 exons. Gene Ontology annotation, cellular component: nucleolus; nucleoplasm.
GGCUCGCAGGUCAUGGAGAAGGUUCUCAAGAUGGCUGAAGGGAUCGACAUCGGGGAAAUGCGGACGUACGAGUUGGUCCCUAGCAGGAAGCUAAAAAGACACCGUUCUCCGUCCGACAGUCCAGAGCCAGAAGAGAUUCCUGAGCCGCCCAAAAAGAUGGUCCCCAGAUUCCGGGUGCGACCGCGUUUUGAACCCAUACACUUUGUCACCAGUGCUGCGAAGGAUGACAAGAAGGAAGACUCUCUGGAUCACCAGACACAGGAGGUGAACCAGGAGGCAAAUACAAACAGCACAGUGCAGCCAGCUGAAAGCUGCACGAAUUCUUUUGCAAGCACGUGGGAGGUGGACCCCCAGCUCUCCAGCCCCGCUGGGUCUGGCCUUGCAGGCCAGGCUGCAGCGGCCAAGAAGGCUGUGAACAGCACGGACUCGACCACAAGCAGCAUGCUGCAGGUCUCUGUUUCUCCCGCAGCUGUCCAGUCUGCAUCAGAGACUUUCCCUCCGUCAGCUAUAAUGCUGAAGCAGAGUUUUAUUGAGAAACUGUCAGCAGCCGUCUGGAAAAAUCUUGCUAGCCCAGAUGCAAACAGUGGGACUGAUAAAAUUAACUAUACCUAUCUUUUGACGCGUUCGAUUCAGGCAUGCAAGACAAAUCCUGAAUAUAUUUAUGUUCCUCUGAAAGAAAUUGCCCCCGCUGACCUCCCCAAAAGCAAGAAGCUCCUGACAGAUGGCUUCGCUUGUGAAGUGCGAUGUCAGAACGUCUACCUGACCACUGGGUACGCCGGCAGCAAAAACGGCUCCAGGGAUCGUGCCGCGGAGCUGGCGGUGAAGCUGCUGAAGAAGCCUGUGGAAGUUCGAGUCAUUCAGCGGAAGUUCAAGCACACCUAUCACGAAGACCUGGUGGUGUGCGAGGCAGGCGUGAGCCACCCGGAUUUCCCUCCUGCUCUCAAGCCUCACGAGGAGUUUUUAGUUGCCAACAGGGACUGUGUCCCGAUGCAGCCUGGUACUGAAUCCGUGAAAGGUUCUGCUAACACCAACAAACACUGGACUAGUUUUGUCCUCACAGAGAAUGCCAGCGAUGCGAUAGGAAUACUUAACAAUUCUGCCUCGUAUAACAAAAUGUCUGUUGAGUACAAAUACGAGUUAAUGCCCAACCGCUCGUGGCGGUGUCAGGUGUAUCUGCAAGAUCACUGCCUGGCCGAGGGAUUUGGCACUAAGAAGACCAGCAAGCACGCAGCGGCCGAGGAGGCACUGAAAAUUCUGCAGAAGAUGCAGUCAAAUAUCACAGCCAUCAAAGUGACUCAGGUUCAGAAAGUGGGCUGCUCGUCGCGGGGCUCUGGCCGGAAGAAGGACCUGAAGGACCUCGUGGUCUACGAGAACUCCAGUAAUCCUGUGUGCACGCUGAACGACACCGCCCAGUUCAACAAGAUGACGGUGGAGUACGUCUUCGAAAGGAUGACCGGCAUGCGGUGGAAAUGCAAGGUGCUGCUUGAAGACGAAUUCAUCGCAGAAGCAGUUGGAGUGAAGAAAUCUGUCAAGCAUGAGGCAGCAGAGGAAGCUGUGAAAAUCCUCAAAAAGACUCAACCAACCGUUGUCAAUAACCUGAAGAAAGGCACCAUCGAAGACGUCAUCUCCAGAAAUGAGAUCCGGGGUCGAUCGGCAGAAGAGGCUUUCAAACAGAAGAUCAAAGAAGACAACAUUGGGAAUCAAAUUUUAAGAAAGAUGGGCUGGACAGGUGGGGGCCUAGGGAAAGACGGGGAAGGAAUCAGGGAGCCCAUUUCAGUGAAGGAGCAGUUUAAAAGGGAAGGACUUGGGCUUGAUGUAGAAAGGGUGAACAAAAUCGCUAAAAGAGACAUCGAGGAGAUCAUUCGAAACUAUGCACGCUCAGAAAGUCACAUUGACUUGACUUUCUCUAGAGAACUGACCAUGGAUGAGCGGAAGCAGAUCCAUCAGAUUGCCCAAAAGUACGGUCUAAAAAGUAAAUCUCACGGGCAGGGCCACAACAGAUACUUGGUGGUGAGCAGGAAGCGGCGCAAGGAGGAUCUGUUGGACCAGCUGAAGCAAGAGGGGCAGGUGGGGCACUACGAGCUCAUCAUGCCUCAAGCAAACUGA